Messenger RNA from Saimiri boliviensis boliviensis (Bolivian squirrel monkey), 972 nucleotides. The record is from RefSeq and is a predicted model, not a curated record. NCBI's taxonomy places the organism in Eukaryota, Metazoa, Chordata, Mammalia, Primates, Cebidae.
AGACCGGAAUGAGCGACCCUCCCAGGCUGAGAGCACGAGCCUCACCGUCACUAGUACUCAGCCGCUCGGGACACUGGCUGAACUUACCCAGAAAACACAAGAACUAGUUCGAUGUCGUUUCAAGCUCACCAAACUGCGGGAAGUUACGAAACUGUCUCUACUGUCUAGAGAGGGGAACUGUUACACGGACGUGAAGUCUCACCUCCUGUUGUGUAUCUCCCGGAAGCAAGACCGGGAGUCCAACGGGAUCCAAAACCAGUAUCCUAUAAAGUCUCCAGAGAGGGAUCCCCUCCAGGCUGGGGAGAAACAGGACAGCCUAACAAACAGGGCCUGGACUCUUCCCCAAACAAAAGACGUUUUUCUCUGCUUUUCCCCUUCCCACUCGCUGAAAUCUAGACACUCUUAAGAUACUGAGAGGUAUAAAGAACGUCUAGAGCCUAAAGCGGCCCGUUGCCAGAUUCUACUCCUCAGGCCUUGAAUGUGAGCGUCUCAUUCUAGAGCUGAACUGGCGGGCUAGGCCCCCGAUCACGUGAUGCCGCGCCCAACUCCGGGCGGAAGAGGCAGGCGAAAGGGCUGCACGAAGCGAGUGGGUGGGCGCCCGUGCCCGGCUGAAAGAUGGCUGCUGCCGCUAGGCAGCCACCGCCUGGGAGGUUACCGUGAGGCCCGCAGCUCCCGCCGGCUCCCGCGGACCGCUGCCGCCUUCUUACCAUGAAGCCAGUGAGUCGUCGCACGCUGGACUGGAUUUAUUCAGUGUUGCUGCUUGCCAUCGUUUUAAUCUCCUGGGGCUACGUCAUCUAUGCAUCAACGGUGGCUGCAAGACGACAGCUAAGGAAGAAAUACCCAGACAGAAUUUUUGGGACGAGUGAAAAUUUGUAACUCCUCUGGAUUUAAUUCUCUGCAAAUAACAUUUCUUUCCCUCAUGCUUAUGAGAGAUUUAAAAAUAAAAAUCAUAAUGCAAAGUUCCCAAGUUUA